UGCUUGGGCAACUAAUGCAGGGAAGCGGUUAAAUAAAGAAACGAGAGUAGUAACCAUCAAGGGUGUAGAAGUUGGCAAUGUCAACAUUCAUGUUAUUCAUUUGAAGGCUCAGCAGCUUACAGCUGAGAGAGAAACAACAUAUACUCCUUUUGUUCCUCAAGCUGUUCUUCCUUCCAGCUACACAACCAGUGAGAUUGAUAUAUCAUUAGACAAGAGUCUUGAACAGCGUGCUCUUCUUGUGGAAUCAAGAAGGAUGACAUUAUCCAAGUGCUUUCUGUGCCUGAUGAGUUUUUCUCCUUUUCCUGAAUGGAGGAGAGAAAAAGAAGGGCAAGGGGGGGUCAAUGAUGCUAUGCAUGACGUUGUUGUGCAUGACUUUGUGUUUCAGUAA
Molecule: messenger RNA, 388 nt
Organism: Ilex paraguariensis (yerba mate)
Lineage: Eukaryota; Viridiplantae; Streptophyta; Magnoliopsida; Aquifoliales; Aquifoliaceae
Source: the annotation of a GenBank genome assembly